AGACCAAACUAGAGGCUACCAGAGCCGCAGUUUUUACGGUGUGAGUCGGAGAAAAUGGAAUUGACAUGGCUGUUGAUGGCUUUUCUAACUUUACAGUUUUGUGGAGGUGAUUUCAGCGUAGCCGGAUUAGGUGAUGGUGGCAGGUGGCAGAAAUACAUUGAGAAGAUCACAGAAGCCGUACAGCAACACAAGCCUUGCAGCCCAAACAACUGCAGUUGCCACCUCAGUGUCGUAAAGGAUGACCUACGACCUUUCAGUGGGGGAGUGUCUGAGGAUCUCAUGGCAGCCACGAUUCGUCGUGGCGUGGGCACCCAUUACCAGAUAAUUGACCAUAAGCUGUAUCGGGAGCAGAACUGUAUGUUUCCAGCCAGGUGUAGCGGUGUGCAGCACUUCAUUCUUCAGGUGAUCGACAGGUUGCCAGAUAUGGAGAUGGUGGUGAACGUGCGGGAUUACCCCCAGGUUCCAGGUUGGGUGCAGCCCACCCUGCCUGUCUUGUCUUUCAGUAAGACUGCUGACUAUCGGGACAUCAUGUAUCCGGCCUGGACGUUUUGGGAGGGAGGGCCGGCUGUAUGGCCCAUAUACCCCACUGGAUUGGGACGAUGGGACAUCAUGAGGGAUGACCUUCAGAAGUCAGCGGCAGAGUGGCCGUGGGCGAGGAAAGACUCCAAAGGGUUCUUCAGAGGCUCCAGGACUAGUCCUGAGAGGGACCCCCUGGUGCUUCUGUCCAGAGAGGACCCAGAUCUUGUGGAUGCUGAGUACACCAAGAACCAGGCCUGGAAGUCUGAGAAGGACACACUGGGGAGACCCCCAGCAAAGGAGAUUCCCCUGGUCGACCACUGUCAGUACAAGUACCUAUUUAACUUCCGAGGUGUGGCGGCCAGCUUCCGUCUGAAGCACUUGUUCCUUUGUGGCUCCUUGGUGUUCCAUGUUGGAGAGGAGUGGCUGGAGUUCUUCUACCCCCAGCUGGUGCCCUGGGUUCACUACAUCCCUGUCAAACAGGACCUCUCUGACCUCAGGGAACUGCUACUGUUUGUGAAAGAAAAUGACGAUGCUGCACAAGAGAUUGCCGUUAGGGGUCAGCGAUUUAUCCUGGACCAUCUGAGGAUGGAGGACGUGUCAUGUUACUGGGAGAGGGUUCUCACUGAGUUUGGGGGACUGCUCAAGUACAGACCUAAGAGGAAGACCAACUACAAUCAAGUUAUCCACAAACCUGGGAAAACUGAACUGUAAUUCAGCCGAGGGUGGGGGCACUAUAAAUGGUAGAAGCAGUUUCAGUUAAGGACAGGCUGCUAAAUCUUCACAAUUGUUUUUUUAUAAAGGUCCCUAAUGCUGAUCUUCACAUGUAGGCUUUGGUCACUCCAUAGGUUCUCUAUUGAGUUAGAUGUAAUGGAGUACCUUUAAAGUAAUAUGUAAUAGAAGAUUUAGGAGUAGAAAAGCACUAGAAUAAACAUCCAUAGCUAGUUGGGAUUGUCAUUGGGACUAGCACACAACAAGUAGCAUCAAUAUUGGUUCUAUCGCAUUGUUUAAAGUUUGUAGUUAUUUCGUGUUCAAAAUAUUUGCAUUGUUAUGCCUUCCAAGAAAGCUAGGGUAGAGGAGUCAGAAAGAACUUAAUAGUGUUUGCCAUGAACUGAUUUCAGUUGUUUAUUUACAACCUGAAAUUACAUGGAACUCAAAAAGCCAUAGAUUGACUGGUGAAUGGCUCCCUAGGCAAUGUUUAUUUGCUUUCGCUUACUGCCCUCUAGUGGGUGACAGAAGAAACUGUAUACCGCUUACUGCCCUCUAGUGGGUGAAAGAAGAAACUGUAUACAGCUGAAGACUUGUUGCUUAGUUUAGCACAUCUAUGCAGUUUAUUGCCAAUGGCCCGUUCCACUUUGCACACAACCAAGACACUCAUCUCACCUCAGACUGUUACCUCUGUUCAAGUACAAUUUUUUUUAUUGAGAUUCAUUAGCGCAUGAAACUGUACAUUUUUUAAGCAAUACAUACUCAACACCAAGUGCCAAUAAAACAUUAUUCAUUAAUGUAAAAGGACAUGUUGUCAAACCCACAGUCAAUACAAACUUGGACCAUGCCAUGGCGAAGAACAUUAUUUAUAAGCCACAGUAGUGAUCAUGUUGAAUAUGUUGUAAUGUGUGUGUUAGUCUUCUCAUUCUACAACAAUGGUAUUCACUGUCCACAUAUGUAAUGUUCUUUGUGCUGGGUUUUUUAGAUAUGAAAAUCAUGUAGAGGUACAAAGGCAAAAAGCUAUGUUCACCUUGCCGGUUUGUCAGAAUACUUUAUGCACAGAGAUUGUAAUAUUAUUUUAUUAUACUGUCAGGGCUGGCUCAUUUACCUGCAAAAUCAGUGGAAUUGUUUUAAUCUGUUUCAAUUCUGAGUAAUGUAUGCUCUCUUUGACUACAACAUAAAAUAUAUUGUCAUAGGAUUC
This is a messenger RNA of Esox lucius (northern pike), 2425 nucleotides long. RefSeq names its product protein O-glucosyltransferase 1 (gene poglut1). Gene Ontology annotation, cellular component: endomembrane system. Lineage: Eukaryota; Metazoa; Chordata; Actinopteri; Esociformes; Esocidae. The transcript has 9 exons. Gene Ontology annotation, molecular function: UDP-xylosyltransferase activity; UDP-glucosyltransferase activity. Gene Ontology annotation, biological process: protein O-linked glycosylation; positive regulation of Notch signaling pathway. The record is from RefSeq and is a predicted model, not a curated record. Bases 55 to 1230 code for a protein of 391 amino acids.